This is a messenger RNA of Spinacia oleracea (spinach), 1885 nucleotides long. RefSeq lists its product as uncharacterized. The record is from RefSeq and is a predicted model, not a curated record. Lineage: Eukaryota; Viridiplantae; Streptophyta; Magnoliopsida; Caryophyllales; Amaranthaceae. The transcript is spliced from 6 exons. The coding region runs from base 782 to 1591 and encodes 269 amino acids.
AAACUCUUUCUCUCUCUUCAACGAAACCAACUCAAUCACCCUCUUUGUCUCUUUUCAACGCUUACUGCUUCAGUUUUUGACCUAGAUUCUGUAAAUUUGUCGAAAAUCAGGUUGAAUUUGGCAAGGUUUUGGUACCAAUUUAAAUAUAAAUGUAAAUUAUGCAGAAUUCAGAGUAAAAUCUGUGUAGAUAAAGGUAAAUUUUGUAAAUUCGAUUUCAACUUCAUUGCGAUUUUGGUAUAAAUUCGUGGCGAUUUUAUUUAGAGCAAAUUUCUAGGUUUAUUGAUUUUUUUUUGAAAUUUUAUUCAGAUUCUUAAACAAUUAACUCCUAAAAUUUCAGGAAAGAAUGUCCCAAAAGUAAUUGUAAUUUGUGUUUUAGGUUGAUUUUGGUUAAUACAGGUAUGUUGUUUUUUGACUGAUUUUGCACAAUGAUUGUUCGUGGAACACAUUUUUUGCUUUUUUCUUUUUGUUCGGUUUUUUUGCAGGCAAAAAUGAAGGAAGGAUUUGAAACUGCAGCAAAAGCCUCACAAAGCGCCGCUUUUACAAGCUUCUUUGCAAUUCCCUGCCACGCACACAACAAAUUCUUAUUACAUGCUUUCACUCAAGAGUCAGAGUAAAAGACAACAUAAAUACUAAGAGUAUCUGAUACUGACUGACUAGCAUGAACUACUUACUUCUUUUCUGAGUUUUUUAUUAAUCCAAAAUGGAAAGACUCUUUGACGUGGGUUUGUGACCUUAGCAGAACCGUUUAAGUUGAUGCCAGUCUGAUUGUUCGAAGCAGUGUAUGAUCAGUUUUACUAUGGCAAACAACAAUCAAAACAUCAUCAUGGGUUCUGAGCUUAUGGUCAAGCUGAACCUAACAAAUUUUCUUGAAUGGGAAGCUAAGCUAGUUGAAAUAGUCAGAUUCAAUGGACUUGAGUAUGUACUGUUACAUCCCAUGCCAAGCUACUAUGCUAGAGACAUGACCCCUGAAAGAUUUUCCGCCUGGGAUGCGGACCUCAAAAAGGUUAUGAGUCUCAUGCUGAACAAUAUCCCUGAUGAAUGGGCUAGAAGGUUUGUAGCUUAUGAACCUUUCACGCUCAUCAAGAAUCUGAGGGAUAUCUGUCGUGGAAGCACGGAGGACAGGGACCUGAACGUCCAUGAGUUGAUUGAAUCAAUGUAUGGUCUAAAGGUUAGUUCUCCAAACAGGUGUUAUAGGAUGGAGGUCCAAGAAAUACAUGUUCAACUCCUUCGCACUAAACAAAGGGUAGGCGUCCCACUAAGGUUUCAUGUGGAUCUUAUGCUUUCAUAUUUUGAUCGCCUAAAUCUGCUAGGAACACCAAUAAGCGAAAGGAUGGCAGUCUCUAUCUUGCUCAAUUCAUUGCACAAUGGGUUUGGUCGCUUCAAGCAACUAUACCUAAGUGAACCAAGAGAAGAAACAGUUGCAGAAUUUAUUCACCUUGUCAGAAAGGCUGAGAUAAUACUGGACUGUGAAGCCAAAGAUUUACUCAAGGCUAAAAGGAUACCGUUCAAGAAAAGUGGAAAGUCCAAGGGCGCAAUGCUAAAUCAAAGCAGGACAAGUCCAUAUCAAGCUGUCUUUAUUGUGAUGGAAUAGGCCAUUACAAAAGAGAAUGUCCAAAGCUAAAGGAAGAUCAGAAGAACGGAACAGUAGUUCCAUCUUCAGGGACUAAGAAGAAGUAGAAAGUUAAGCAAGGGUGAAGUCGACCUACGAGUGGGAAAUGGAGCACGGAUUGCUGCAUUAGCUGUAGGAACUUAUUAUUUGUCGUUGCCCUCUGGGCUAGUUUUGGAACUGGAAGAGUGUUUCCAUGUUCCUAGUCUUACUAAAAACAUCAUUUCUGUUUCUUCCUUAGAUGCUAAGGGAUUUUCCUUUUUAAUAAAAGACAAUAGU